AUGGUUCUCAACUUAAAUAAUAACUCAUUUACUGGUGCACUUCCUAUGGAAAUUGGAAAUAUUCCACCAUCUAUUACUUCUUUGAAAGGUUUGGGAGUAUUAAAUCUUUCUAGUAAUAACUUGUCUGGUACAAUACCAAAAGGCUUGGAGAAUCUGGAUCUCACUUUAUUGGAUUCAUCAUAUAAUAAUCUAGAGGGAGUGGUACCAAAAGAUGGAGUGUUUAAGAACAUGAGUGCAUUCUCAAUAAAAAGGAAUAAUAAGCUCUGUGGUGGCAUACCUGAGCUGAAGUUGCUGAAUUGCUUUGUGCCAAUAAACCCAAAUGUGGCGGGGAAAUCAAAGAAGGUAAAACUUAUAACAAUAAGCAUAGUUAUUGCGGUUUUACUUUUAACUAUGGGUGUGUUUUCUCUCUAUAUGUAUUGGAGAAGGAAGUCAACAAAAAGACUGCCUUUGAAUACUAUUAUAGACUUGGGCAAUCGGUACAUGGGAGUUUCUUAUAAUGAGCUUUUCAAAGCUACCAAUGGAUUUAAUAAUUCUACCAACUUGCUUGGUGUGGGAAGUUUUGGUACUGUAUUUAAGGGUAUUCUACAUCAAGAUGAAUCAAGACCAGUUGCAGUUAAGGUUCCACACCUUCAUCAAAAAGGUGCAACCAAGAGUUUCAUGGCUGAAUGUGAUGCCCUGAGAAAAGUUAGACAUAGAAAUUUACUCAAGAUCGUAACUUGUUGUUCGAGUAUUGAUUUUCAAGGUAACCCUUUCAAAGCUCUAGUUUUUGAGUUCAUGGCUAACGGUAAUUGUUGGAAAAAAUUGGAGAAUUGGUUGCACCCGGUUAUAAGUGAUACAAACAAUGACGAUCAGUUACAAGAGAAGAAUUUGAAUCUAGAAAGAAGAUUGAGCAUCGCAGUCGAUGUUGUUGCUGCAUUAAAUUAUCUUCACCAUGAUUCUGAAUCACCCAUUGCGCAUUGUGAUGUGAAGCCAAGUAAUGUCCUUCUUGAUGAUGAUUUAACUGCUCAUGUGGGUGAUUUUGGCCUGGCUAAAUUCCUUUUGAAUCAUUCAAGUUCUUCUAGACAACUGAAUGAACAAGACGCAAGCUCAAUUGCAAUAAAGGGAUCCAUAGGUUAUGUAUCUCCAGAAUAUGGAAUGGGUGGAGAAGUGUCACCAGAUGGUGAUGUGUAUAGCUAUGGGAUUCUUUUGCUAGAGAUGUUUACAAGAAAGAUGCCAACUGAUGAUAUGUUUAAAGAUGGCUUAAAUAUUCAUAACUUCUCUAAGAUGCAUGAGUUGCCAGAACGCGUUGAAGAGGUUAUCGAUUCACGUUUGUUGUCUGAAUUAAGUGAAGAUCAUGACGACACUGGAAUUUCCUAUUACAAUAUAUUGAGGGAUGAAAGAAGAGACAUAUAUAGAAAUAAAAUGAGACAAAUCUUGGCUUCUAUAAUUCAAAUUGGAGUCAAAUGUUCUUCAGAGUUACCUUCAGAUAGAAACAAGAUGAAUGAGGUUGUUGUAAAUGUCCAUGCGGUUAAAAGUCAGUUUCUGGGUAUCCGAUCGUAACUAGAGAAUAUAACUCAUUAACCUGUUUUUUUUUUUAAGUUACAUUACCCUGUUUUGUCCCCUAAUAACAGUUAAUCUGGUGGGCCCU
Molecule: messenger RNA, 1627 nt
Organism: Papaver somniferum (opium poppy)
Lineage: Eukaryota; Viridiplantae; Streptophyta; Magnoliopsida; Ranunculales; Papaveraceae
Product: putative receptor-like protein kinase At3g47110
Exons: 4
Coding region: 1-1539 (512 amino acids)
Biological process (GO): protein phosphorylation
Molecular function (GO): ATP binding; protein kinase activity; protein binding
Source: RefSeq, a predicted model, not a curated record